This is a messenger RNA of Lymnaea stagnalis (great pond snail), 12618 nucleotides long. The record is from the annotation of a GenBank genome assembly. NCBI's taxonomy places the organism in Eukaryota, Metazoa, Mollusca, Gastropoda, Lymnaeidae.
CAUUUCAAUUGGCAUCGCUUCAUUCGGCCAUAGACAACACGCUUUUUAGGGUUUGAGUUUCAACUUAGUCCAAGACCAUGGCUGUUUUUGUGAGUGAAGUACAUAUAUAUAUAUCAUUGAAAGCUUAGAUAGUUUGUUAGAUGUACAAAUGCAAUAUUCAGUAUGUAUUUACAAAGAAGGUCUAAAGAAAGAAAUCAAAUUUCUUCAGUACGGCCUGGUUAAGAACAGCUUGCCACACAAAAGCCUGCCUCAUAAAGGCUUGCCUCAGAAGAUCCUGACUCAGAACAGCCUGUCUCAGAACAGCCUGUAUCAUAACGACAUGCUUCAGAAAAGUCUACCUCAGAAAGGUCCGUCUCACACCAGACUUUCUUAGAAAAGUGUGUCUCAAAAAACCUGUUCUGACAGAACUUUCUGAGCAGGCCGUACUGAGGCAGGCCGUACUGACGCAGGCCGAACUGAGGCAGGCCGUACUGAGGCAGGCCGUACUGAGGCAGGCCGUACUGAGGCAGGCCGUACCGAGACAGGCCGUACUGAGGCUGGCCGUACUUUGUAAAGCUGUUCUGACUAACGCCAUUCUAAGUCAGGCUAGAAUGAUUCAGUCUGUUCUGGGGCCGGCUGUUCUGAGGGAGGUCAUUCUGAGACAGGCCUUUCUGAGACGGGCAUUUAUAAGGCAUUCUCUUCUGAGAAAGCCAGUUCCAAGUUAGGCUAUUAUGUAUUAGGCCGUUCUGAGGCAGGCUGUUCUGAGGCAGGCCGUUCUGAGGCAGUCUUUUUUUGAGGUAUUCCUUUCUGAAACAGUCGGUUUUGUAGCUGACUGUUCUGAGCAGGCAAUUUCUUUGCAAGGCGUUCUGUUGCAUGCAGUUUGUAAAGAAGGCCAUUCUUAUGCAAGCUGUACUGAUGUUGCCCAUUCUGGGCUAACUGUUCUGAGAUUGGCGUUCAGAGGCAGGAUGUACUGAGGCAGGCCAUCCAGUGGCAUGCUGUUGUGAGGAAGGCCGUUCUUAAGCAAGUAGUUCUUUGGAAGGUUGUUAAGCGGCAGGCAUUCUUAAGCAGGCUGUUCUGAUGCAAGCCGUUCUGUGUUAAGCUGUUCUGAGAUUUUCGCCCUGAGCUGGGCUGUACUGAUUCACGCCGUAUGGGGGAAGGCUGUUCUGAGGGAGGCUUUUCUGAGAUUGGCUGUAUUAAGCACACUGUUGUGACACAGGCCGUUCUGUGGCAUGGUGUUCCGACGAACUCUGUUCUAAAGCAAGCUUUCUGAGCCCAGCCGUUUCGAGGCAGGCUGUUCUGUGGUAGGCUGCUAUAAGACAGCGCUCUCCGUUUCGGCAGCAUUUAUCGGAACGGGAUUCCAUGUAACAGCCUAUCCCAGAACGUCUGGUCUCAUAUUAGCCAGCCUAAGAACAGUCUGUCUCGCAAUAGCCAGCAUCAUAAUAGCCUGUCUCAAAAGAGCCAAUGUCAGAACGGCCUGUGUCAUAUUAACCAGCCCUAGUAUGGCCUGUCUUAUAAUAGCAAGCCUUAAAACGGCCUGUUUUAUAAUAGCUAGCCUCAGAUGGGCCUGUCUUAUAGUAGCGAUCCUAAUAAAGGCCAGGGCUUGUCUUAUAAUAGCCAGCCUUUAGAACUGCCUGUUUUAUAACUCCCAGACUGAGAAAGCCUGUCUUAUAAUAACCAGACUCAGAAUGACCUGUCUUAAAAUAGCCAGCCUUAAAAUGGCAUGUCUUAUAAUAGCCAGCCUUAGAACGACCUGUCUGAUAAUAGCCAGCCUCAGAACGGCCUGUCUUAUAAUAGUCAGCCUCAGAAACGCCUGCCUUAUAAUAGCCAGCCCUAGAACGGCCUGACUUGGAACAAUUAAUCCAGUUUAAUACAAUUUUAAAAGAAUCUUGUUACUCGUAUGUGGUUGGUACGUUUCGUGUGUCUGCGGGUUACCGUUCACCAUCGUAUUUAUAGUGAGGAAGUUAGAACCUUCCGGAACAGAAAGACCUGACAUUGACUGGUCAGAAAGUAUUUUCUACGUCAAAUUAGUCUUUCUGGAGAUCUCAAACAAACAAUCCCAAUCAAAUUCAGUGGGAGAAAGUAUUGGCAGACAGCCAGAAAUCACAGGACGAUUACCACGCCUUGACACCAAGCAGGGUGAACAAAAACUAGGUCAAAACAGUUUUUAACAGACUCUAUAACAAUCUCUAUUAUAGGCUCUAUAACAUGUUAUAUAAACUAAGUAUAGUAUGCUCUAAACACUCUAUAAUAAGCUCGAUAAAAGGUUAUAUGAAAUUGCUAUACUCUAUAACAUUCCCAUAGUAGAUAAGUAUAUAUUCGAUUAAUGAUACCGAAGCCCUAUUACCAAACCUUUAUACUAGACUGCAAGUGUGAUGUCCUCUUACAAAUGAAGAGUCCCUUAAACUCAAACAAACUUUUCAAAAAUGUGGAUACUUUUAUGUCACCGCAGACAUAUAGAACGUUUACGGCAAACAUACACAUAGCUAACCGAACACACACACAUGGUUAGCCACAUACAAGCACAUGACGUAUCAAACACAUACGCAUAGCUAUCCACAAUAAUACACAGAGCUAACCGCACACAUACACAUUGCUAGCAACAUACAAACACAUGGCUAACCACCCACGUACACAUGACAAAAAACACAUGUACACAUGGAUAUCCGUACACAUACUCAUAGUUAGCCGCAAUAAGAGCAUGGCUAACCGCAAAAACUUGGCUAACCAGACACAUAUUAAAAUGGCUAAACAAACGCAUUUACAUGGCUAACCACACACAGAUAAAUGGCUAACCAGACACAUACAACUAGCUAACCGCACACAUGCCCAUGGCUGACCGCACGCAUACAUCUUACUAACCGCACACAUUUACAUAGUUAACGUCAUAUAUACACAUCGCAAGCCACACACAUAUGCACAGCUUACAACACACAUACACGUAGCUAACCGCACACAUACACAUAUCUAACCACGCACAUGUCAUUGUCUGCCCGCAUGCAUGGGCAUGACUAAUUGCACACACAUACUCAUUACAGUUCGCACACAUACACAUUGAUAACUGCACAUUAACGCGCAGGAAGGGGAUUUUAUUUAAAACUGCCGAGCUUGGAUUUUAAUAUAAUUCUACAUUUACACAGAAAUCUGUUUUGCUGCUCCUUCUAAUGAGCCAUUAUGUCCCGGUGAGCUGUCAAGGUAAGAAGUAUUGUAGUAAGCUAUUACAUCCCGGGGAGUUGUCAAGGUAAGAUUUAUGAUAAUUAGAAAUAUUUUUAUUUUUAUUUUUUUUUUAACAAUGUAUAUUUGAACAUUCGUUUUCCUUUUUAAAUGUGUCAUUCAAAUUGAUGUAGGCUUUUACUUUAAGAGUUGACAUGUUGUACACAGCCCAGUUUCGUGGUUCAAUGUGUUGUAGGCCUCGUUUCAACUUGGUGUAAGCUUUGGUUCAACUUAAUUAGGGGCAAUGUUUAACAUUAUGUAGGACUUAGUUAAACUAGGCAAAUGUCAUGGUUCAAAGUGACGAAGGCCUUUGUUCAACUUCAUGUAGGCCUUGGAUUAACUAGAUGUAGACGUUUUUUUUAAACGUAAUGUAGACUUUAGUUAAAUUUGAUAAAGAUUUUGGUUCAACUUGAUAAAGGCCUUGGUUAAAGUUGAUGUACGCCUUGGUCAAACUUGAAGUAGGCCUUGGUUCAACUUAAUAUUGGCCUUGGUUCGACUUGAUACAGGCAUUGGUUCAACUUGCUGAGGGGCCUUGGUCCAACUUGAUGUAAUUCUUGGUAAAGUUUGGUGCAGGCCUUGUUAAACAAACUUGAUUAAAGCCGAGGCUUAAUUUGAUGUAGCCCUCUUUUCAACUUUUGUGUUUGUUGCGAAACUCAUUUUUUUCCCGUCACUAUUUUAUAUUUAUUUAUAUUAAAUUAUAAAUGUUAACCAACGUCUUCUAAAAUUAUUGUUUUUAAAUUUUUGUUAAGUACAUUUUUUUUUAAAAUCAGUUAAUCUUUGCCUUCUUUAGUAGGAGCUGUUGCAUCUCCUUAGAGGGGUCAUUCAACCAUAAACUUAUCCACGCUAAAUGAAAAAUUAAAAAGUAAAAAAAAAUUGUCCAUAAUGAUGUUAAAAUAAAUAUAGAAAUAUAUACCAGACUUUACACAUGAAUUAAAUCAAAUUGUUCUUUUCACUAAUUUGAUAUAAUAUAUACAUUUAUUGAAAUUAAGCGUUUACAGAAUGUUAGGUAGGCUGAGGAUACCAUGUCAAUGUAAAUUUAAAUAUUUGCUUGGGCAUCAGAUACGACGCUUCCAUUACCCUGUCGAUCAUUAUUUUAAAGUAUUUAUUUUUCAAUUUUAUUAGUGAUAAAAAUGUUAAUAAUAGUCAUAUACAUUCAUUACAGAUCCAAAUCCUUGUCAACGUAUAAAAAACGGCAAAGUUCGCCACCCUACAUCCUGUAACAAGUAUUAUGAUUGCGCCAAUCACAGGGCAAAGCAAAAAACCUGCAAGAGAACAAAACACUACAGCACCAAGGUAUACGUUAAUUAUAGAACACCACAGCACCAAGGUAUUAGUUAAUUAUAGAACACCACAGCACCAAGCUAUUAGUUAAUUAUAGAACACUACAACACCAAGGUAUUAGUUAAAUAUAGAACGUUUAUAUUUACAAACACAUAAGAUUCAUUUUUACCUCAUUUCUGUUUUUUUAAUUUAACCAAAGCCUGGUCAAAUACAUUUAUGUUAGCAGUCAUUGACAGUCUUAGGUUUUCUGAACUUUCCAUACGGGUGCCACGGACUGCUUAUUUUUAGCCAAUCAAUAUAAAAACAAACAUUUAAAAAAAAAUGUUUUGAGUAGAUGGCUUGUAUCUGCUAAUUUAUUUGUAGUUAAAUAUGUCCGUCGUUAGAAUUAUCUAAACAAAAAAGUAUACUUUGAAAGGAGAUAAUAUCCUCAUCUAAAAAAUAAAUAGAUUCCACCUCAGAUAAUAGGUCUGUGAUUCAAAUGCUAAGUUAUUUGGAUCAUAAAAACGUGCCACCUUUGCAUGAAGUCUAGAUGCUGAUCAAUAUUUGUUGAAAUGUUUAAAUGUACAAAAUAAAUUAAGUAAAUGGUUCACAAAACUGAUCAAAAUAUCUGAUCACCUGCAUAAAGGUAAGCUUUUGAAUAUAAUCAAAUUCGUAUUUUGUCUACGUGAAACUUGGUGGAAUUAUCUUACAUCAAGUUGAGCCAAGGCCUACAUCCUGUUGAGCUAUUGGAAGCAAUUUAUCGUACAUCAAGAUGCACCAAGACCUAAAUCAUGUUGAUCCAAUUGAAGCAAUUUAUCGUACAUCAAGUUGAAUCAUGUGGAACAAAUUGAAGCAAUUUAUCUUACAUUAAGUUUAACCAAGGGAUACAUCAUGUUGAAACAAUAAAAGCAAUUUAUUGGCUGAAGAUGGGCGAACAGUUCUAAUUUGGCAGGUGUCCUGGCCGUUACAUUAGUAGUUCUGAGGCAGCCUGGCGCAUCUUCUGUUUCCCCAUUCAUGAACGUUACCCCCCGGUCGUUCAUCUUGCUGAACAUCUUGAGAACGGACAAAGAAUUUACUUCACACAGGCCAAUGUUGUCGAUAAAGUAAGCAAUCCACCACAGUCGACUCUUUAAGCGUUCUUUUAACUCUGUAACCACGAUGAUUUUGCAAAAGAAAUUUAUUAUUAUGAAAUUGCGUCAUAUUAUCUAUGGACAAACAACAUGUUUUGUCGAAGGAAGCAGGGGAAAAUUGUGCCAGAGGUUUUGGGUUUAAAAAAUGAUAAUGUGCUGGGUCAGGUCUACACUGUGCACCCGAAUAACUCAGAAUGUUACCAUCUUCGAUUGCUGCUCCAAAAUCAAAGGUCCCACAUCGUUCGAAUAUCUGAGAACAGUUGAUCGUGUUCUUCAUUCAACAUGUAAGUCGGCCUGCACGGCACUGCCAAACCCAUGGGUUUGUUACAGGACGACAAAAACUGGGACGAGACUCUACAGGAAGCUGCUCUCUCUCUCUCUCGCUCACCUCAAAAGAUCCGUGAGCUCUUUGCUGUCAUGCUGGUCUUCUGCCAAAUGGAAAACCCCUUAAAACUAUGGGAAAAACAUAUAGACAUCAUAUCAGAAGAUGUUACGAGACAGAGUGAAGGACACCAUGUAGAAACAGAAGACCACCAGCACUUACAUUUGAUCUAUACAUGGUUUCUGUAGUUGCUUGAAAACUACGUGAUUGCUAUUGGAGGUCAACCUCUUGAUCAUUACGGUUUGCCUUCACCUUCCAUAGUACAUGCAGAAGUCACGUCAAAUCCCGAAUACUUGAAAGAGACAUCUUACAACACCUCGCAACUGGCCAACAUAGUUACUGAAAACGAGCUGCUGUUAAAUGUUCAGCAAAAGACAGUUUAUGACAAGGUCAUGAGGAGCGUUGUCUCGGCCACAGGCACGAUGUUUUUUUUUUUUUUUUUUUUUUUUUUUUUUUAUGCUCCAGGCGGAACUGAUAAGACAUUCCUCAUAAACCUCAUGAUUGCGAAAAUCCGAGCGGACGGAAAUAUUUCUAUAGAUGUGGCUUCAUCUGGUAUCGCUGCCACUCUUCUACAGGGCGGAAUAACUGCUCAUUCGGCUUUUAAGCUACCCCUGAACCUCAGCCAUACUGAAUCUCCCUCUAUGUGUAACAUAUCAAAGCAGAGCAACAUGGCUGAAGUGCUCAUACAUUGUAGGCUUAUUGUCUGGGAUGAAUCCACUAUGGCACACAGAGGGGGUGUUUGGGCUUUUGACAGGACCCUCAAAGAUAUCCGUCACAUCAUCAAACUAAUGGGUGGGGGGGGGGGUUUGAUAGUUCUGCUGGCUGGAGACUUCCGCCAAACUCUACAGGUCGUGCCAAGAGGAACACGCGCUGACGAAGUUAAAGCAUGUCUUAAAUCUUCAUACUUUUUGCCUCAAAUCAUUGUUCUUUCUUUGACAUUAAACAUGAGAGUUCAUUUGAAAGGCGACAAAAAAGCCGCAGAAUUCUCUGCUUUUCUGAUGAGUACCGGUGAUGGCAGCUUCAGACAAGAAAAUCGUAAAAUUACUAUUCCUUAAAAUCGCUGUCUCCUCGUGAAUACCUUACCAGACUUGCUUAAACAUGUUUACCCCACUCUACGAAAUCUCCAUGAAAAAGACGUGUCAUGGUUAAGGGAGAGUAAUUAAUAAGUCUCAAGGACAGACCCUACAAAAAGAUUGCAUUGAUUUGAGGCAGGAUUGCUUUUCGCAUGGCCAACUAUACGUUGCAUGCUCAAGAGUGAGCUCAGCGCACAACUUGGUCAUACUACAACCGGAAGACCAAACUGACAAAGUGGUAUACAAAGUGAUCCUUAACAUAAAACCAUUAGUAACUUUUCGCUCAAUUUUGUAUUAAUUUCUUAACAUUUUUUCUUUAAAAAAUGCUCUUCUCUGCGAAGCGCGGGUAUUUUGCUAAUAUAUAUAUAUAUAUAUAUAUAUAUAUAUAUAUAUCUUCUUCUUCUAUAUCUUAAGGGCCCACGAUCAAUUUAUUGAUCAUUUUGGCUCCUAUGCAUGUAGAUGGGAUUUGCAAUGUUUCUGUUCCUGGUGUUGAUGAGGAAAUUUCACAGAUUUCCAGUGACCACGAUCAAUUUAUUGAUCAUUUUGGCUCCUAUGCAUGUAGAUGGGAUUUGCAAUGUUUCUGUUCCUGGUGUUGAUGAGGAAAUUUCACAGAUUUCCAGUGCCACUUUGUGAGGGAAUCAUGCACUGGGGGUUUGAAGGCUUGAGGCAAUAGACACAAAUGUGUCUAGUGUUGUCGCCUCAACCGUUCCCUUUGAAAGAUUGUUCCAGUCCCUGAUUGUCUUGGGCAGGAAUGAGCAGCUCCUAUACUGGCUUCUUGCUGGUAUGAGCCUGAAUUGCCUGUCAUGGCCUCGUCGCUGUCUAUGGGGGAGAGGUACGAGUUUCUGUUUAAUACUGGUAUAUAUAUAUAUUUAUUUUGAUAACUAUUUGUCCCUAGUAAUCAUAUUAUAUUUUUUGUAUACGUAAACAUGAUCAUUAAUGCAAUUUUAAAGAAAAUCUUAUUUUUUGCUUUUAUGUAGUUGUUAUUCCCCAUUCAUCUACUGCAUAAUCAUAUUGAAGCAAAUUUGAUUUUAUCUAUCGUUUCAACAUUUUUCUUUAGGCAAGGGGCUGUGUCCCAAUACAUCAAUCCAAUUGUGUCAUAACGACAACCACUGUACCAACGACACAAGGUUUUGAUUUUAAUGAUUGAAAUUAUUUAUGAAAAGAUUUAAGAAACAUGAUACGCAAUUAAACAAAUCAAACAUCGUGAAAUGUUUAGAACUAUUCAAUUAAAGAUUAAUAUUUGAUGUAUCAAUGUAUUAUCAUUAGCUAAUUCAAAGAGAAAUAUUGUAUAUGAGCAUAAUAUUAAAAGCAUAUGAACCCCCUUUAAAGGAGUUAAAAUAUACUGAAAAUGAAUUACUUUUGUGACUAAGUUAAAUUGUAAAAAAAAAAAAAACUAAAAACAAAUACUGCCAAUAAUUUGAUUUAGAAUAACAUAUUGUAUAAAUAUCGGUUGUAAAAUAUUUCCUUUUCCUAACCUGAAGACACACACACACACACAUGUGCAUGUUAUUUCUGUAACCUGUUAAUUACAAUUUAACUAUUGCUUAAAGUGGCUGCGCCAUGUUCUUGAUUCUUAUACUAAUGGACUGAACUUCAUCCUUCAUUCGGUAGAUGUCCAUCGAUUUUUAUUCUCAGUACGAGCUGAGUACUCUUUAUUCACAUCAUCCGGUAGAUUUCCGUAGUUUCUUAUUGACAGUACUAGCGGGCUACACAUAUAGAUUUUUAUAGCUACUUCACGGAUAAACUCAAAGAAUCGUUUGCACGACUAUGAAAUUUAGUUGACAUAAAGUUUUUAUUGACUUCUCAUUUAAAAGUGUAUUGGCAAAUCAUGUCAAUUUGAACUAUAUAAAAUAAUAAUUUGAACAUAAUUUCUUGUAAUGGGAAAAGUGUUUUAUUAAUGAAAACGGAAUAGAAGAAAAGAGAUAAACUGAAAAGUCGAUAAAGAGAUGUCUAUUUUUUAACAUGUUUGUUCUAUGCGUAUUGUGUUUCGGCUGCCUGGAUCUGUAUCUUUACCUGGAUCUGAAUCUGUACCUGGAUCUGAAUCUUUACCUGGAUCUGAAUCUUUACCUGGAUCUGAAUCUUUACCUGGAUCUGAAUCGUUACCUGUAUCAGUGCCUAGUAGGUAAAAUUUAAUUACAUUUCUUUGGAGUUGUGUUUAUUAAAAUCCCAAAAAUUAAAAAAAAUAUAUUUACCUUUAAUUCAAAUAAGUAACUUUGUCUUGCAUGUUUGUUUGUUUUUUUUGUUGGAUAAAUAAAGGGUAACUUAAAUUAUGUGUGUUCCAUUUUAACCCUUAUAAACUUAACAUAUAAAUAAUUUACACAUACGUUUAUUUAAAAUGUUUUAGAAAUUUUAAUUUAAAAUUUUCAAUCAAAUGUUUUAUUAAAGCAAAAAAAAAAAUAAUAACUUUAUUUAGUAAAUUCUUGUUCAUACUAUGAAUAAAUUGUAGAUGAACAAUCCUAUUAAAACUGGAAUAAAUUCAACUGUAAACAGAAAUUAGGAGAUGUAGAUUAAAACUGUCUUAAAAAGUGGUAAGCUUUAAAAAUAAAGUUGAAAUAAAAUCACAAUUUAAAAAUAAAAUACAUCUAGAAAAACUUAUGCCGAAAAUUACAAACAUUCAAUAAAAGUUACAAAUUUGAGUUGAUAAAAUACCCAACAAAUAAUCCUAAGAAACAAACAAAUGGCCGUAAAAUUUCAUUUUUUCGAAUAAUGUUUCUUUUUUUUUUUUUUAUUCUAACGUAUCAUUCACAAGGAGAAACUUACCUUGAGACGAUUUUUAUUGCAAAGAAUACAAACAAAAUAGUUUUUUUUUUUUACAUUUAAACAAAACUUAUUUAAAAAAAAACAGAAUAAGAUAAUAUUAAUUUACAUUCAUUUUUUCGAAUAAUGUUUCUUUUUUUUUUUAUUCUAACGUAUCAUUCACAAGGAGAAACUUACCUUGAGACGAUUUUUAUUGCAAAGAAUACAAACAAAAUAGUUUUUUUUUUUUACAUUUAAACACAACUUAUUUAAAAAAAACAGAAUAAGAUAAUAUUAAUUUACGUUCAGAUCAAUAGGAGUCCACUUUACUGAAAGUGAUGUACUUUUACAAUAUGUUUAAAACAAAUCACUUCUCCAAGUGACGUAUUCAAUUUGGUGCCAAUAGGUCUUUAAUAGUAUAAUAAAAUACAAACUCAAGUCUGUGGUCUUCGUGAAAACUAAAAUUGAUGCAUCAUUCUGCAUUCGUUUUAUACCCGACAUCACAUGCUCACUCGCUCCAGUUCUCCAACCAAUAUUCACACUUUUUACUUUAAAAAUUCUAAGCUAGUUUGUGCUAUUGUUCUGUCUCGACUAUUGUAACACUCUUCUUUAGGGUUCACAAAAACAUUUAAUUGAAAAACUGCAGAAAAUUCAAAACUCAGCUGUUAGGUUAAAUCUAAAGGCAAAGAUACGUGAUCACGUCAGUCCACUACUGCACUAACUUUAUUGGCUCCCUUUUAAGGCACGCAUUGAUUACAAGCUGUCUGUUCUCUGUCACAACUUUUUCUUUGUUUCCUGUCCUUCCUAUAUUACGUAACUCUUACUGUCUAUUCACCCCGUCGAAUGCUUUGUUCCUCCCCAGACACGCGUAUUCUUUAUUUUCCCAAAGCAUGCACUUAAACAUGUGGAUAACAUUCUUUCUAUUUCUUAUCCCCAAAAGAAUGCAAGUCUCUCCCAUUACACAUCCUGAAUAUAACGACCAUCCCAGCCUUCAAAACUUCACCCAAGUCCCAUCACUUUAAACUGUACUAUACCGACUCAUUCUCAACCCUUGCUGACUGAUAAACAACGCUCGGUUCUGCUGGGUGCUGCCCAUGGUUAGACAGGGGUAGAGAGUACUUGGGUGGGUGAGGUCAAGCUUUUCACAAAUUGUUUUUAAAUGUAAACGUUUCAGUAAUCGCUAAUUUUCAAGAUAAGCGCACUGAGCCGACCGAAGGCUGGGGUACUGCGCUAUAUAACAUCUUAAUAAUAAUAAUAAUAAUAAAACUAAACACGUCCAACACAGCACAAUCAGGUCACACAAUUCAAUCAAUACAGGAAACAAUAAUGGUCUGUCAUUCCUACUGUCACACAAUUCAGCUAACUAGUUCUGUAUUCAGUCACAGUAAAAGUACAAUUUAUGAGACAUAGGUAUACUUAAUCUAUAAAAACAAUGUCUGUGCCUUCUAAAUACUUCUAUACAUCUCACAUGCAUGGCCACCAUGUUGACCGCAGCAUACCUAAUCUAUAAACACAAUGCCCGUGUCUUCUAUACAUCUAACAUGUUCAGCCCCCCCCCCCCCCCCCCCCCCCAUGUUUUCUAUCUCUAUUCUUUACGCAAUUUUAGCGUUCAGAUCACUACAAACACCCAAAUUAUACGAAUCACUAUAAAAGUAUCAAUACAUUUAAAACUUUACAUUUACACCCAAUAAAUUAUAAAUCUAUAAAUGUAUACUUAUUAAUGUACAGCCAUACAUUAACACCAGUACAAUUACACCGUUACAUUUACACUGAGAUAUCUUUGUAUUCCCAUACAUCAAUGCAAAAACCGAGUCGAUAAAAAGAUGAUGCUUUAGUUAACAUAUAAAAUAUAAGUGAUUGUGUAUGUUACCAAUGAACUUGAAAGAUAUUGCUUUAGUGUAACAGAGAAAUAUAAAUGAUUAUGUUUGCCACCAUUGAACUUGCGAAAAUUCUCUUUCAGACUCAAUUCCCACAAAUUAACUUUCAAUAUUUAUACUUUUUAUUUUUUAUUUGACACAGCAUGUACUCCUAACGAGGAAAGUCUGAAAUUGUUGAACAAAUUUGAACAUUUUGGUAAGACAUACUACAUCUCAAAAGAAACUUACACUUCGGAUAUUGCAUCUGCCGCUGUGUGUGAAUCAUUAUGUGGAUACCUCGCCGAGGUGGACGAUAAGUCGGAAGAAGAAAUAAUCCACAAAAUGAUACUUGAUAAUAACGCCAAGGGCGCCCUAGUUGGAGGGACAGACAAGCACAAGGAUCGUGUUUGGGAGUUUGACAGGAGCAGGGGAAAACUGCAGUACAUCAACUGGUGCCCAGGGCAACCCAAUAAUUAUGGAGGAAUACGUGAACAAUGCGUGUCGUAUACUUACUUGGAAACAUGCAUGCACGAUGCACCAUGUGAACCAGGUGCUUCUGGAAGUCGUUACAUAUGUGAAUCAGAUUAAAGCAACAACAAAGGCGUCUUUUAAGAUAGCUUAAAAGUUGGCCUACAAAUGUUUCGGUAUUGUGUUUCAAUCACCAUGUAAGCAAAUAUUUGAUUUAGUUUAUGUAAGAUUGAAUUUUUUUUUUUUAAUUACACAACGGAAUUGUUAAUGAACGAGACUGCAACUUUUUUUGAUGCUGAAACAAAAUUAUUUGAAGAUUUUUUAAAAAUUUCAUAGAUAAUAAUGAAGAAUAACUUUAAAAAAUAGUAUACAACUUUCUUUAAAUUAUCAAAGAUAGAAGAUUGUGUUCUUUGAAUCAUGCAGGCCUAAAAUAAUAUUAUGAAAGUUAAGUUGUAUUUCCGCCCUUUUUAAAUAUAUAUUUUUUUUUAAAAAGCUUGAGGUUUCAUCACAAAAUAUAGUCAACC